CAAGCUCGCACUUUCGACAAAUAUGUCCGCAACCACCUCGACCAACACUGCCAGCUCCGCACCCGCCGCCUCGGGCUCGACCCGCGAGGGCGUCGUCGACGGCAACACGUCGGCCGCCGGCGGCUCGCGCGGUGGUGCCAUCCAGCAGAACACGGCCGCCCAGGACGAGGGCAAGAACCUUCCCAACGACUUCACCCUCGCCAACACCAAGGCCGACAUCGCCGCCGACGACCACACCGAGCCCAACGUCGUCCCGGGCGAGUCGCUGUCGACGGCCGGCCCGGGCGGCGACGUCCGCCAGAAGGAGGUCAGCGAGCACGAGCAAAAGGGCCUCAAGCAGCGCCUCGAGCGCGACGACGAGCGCGAGGACCGCGAGGCUCGCGGCUACGACGAGCCCAUCUCGCGCCUUCGUCAGCCCGCUCACCCGUAAAGGGCAGCUGCUCGACGUCGCAGGUGGGAGAGACUCGGCUCCGCGUGGAGGAGAAGGGAGGACGAGUCCGCUUGACCGUGUACAUAGCGCAACGAGCAAAGCAUUCGCAGUGCAUCACACACCCU
Messenger RNA from Rhodotorula graminis WP1, 555 nucleotides. RefSeq lists its product as uncharacterized. The record is from RefSeq and is a predicted model, not a curated record. The annotation marks the transcript as partial. NCBI's taxonomy places the organism in Eukaryota, Fungi, Basidiomycota, Microbotryomycetes, Sporidiobolales, Sporidiobolaceae. The transcript has 4 exons.